CCUGUCGUCACCCGGAUCCAUUUCCGUGGUUCAUGUUAAAGAGAUGCGCGCCAAAGGCGUAUAUCCAGCGGUAACUGUGUGAUCACGUGGGGUUCAGCCAGUAAAUGUAAUUAAAGUAGGCGCUGUAGCGCAUAAGCAUUUUUUUUGUCUCUUUAUUUUAUUUUAAUCAUGAGUCGUAUCUUCAAAGCGUGCGACUCCACUGUAUUCCUCCAUUUAGCAGCUUGGUGCUGAUUUGCUCCCGUGAAGUUUUGGGCCGAGGCGAGGAAACAUGACUGAAGCCGUGUUCCAGGCGCCCAAGCGGCGCGCCAGGGUUUACGAGUCGUACGAAGGGCCCUUCCCGGUCCCGCUGUGCGCGGACGGAGCCGGGGGUCCGGAGCCGCUCGUGUACAGAGCAGACGUUGUGAACCGGCACGUGGUGGUGCGGGACCCGGCGCACAUCGGAGCCGUUUAUGGGAAGGGUUACUUCGGCAAAGGCGUCCUGUCGAGGAGUAAACCGCAGCACAGCAUCUCCGAGCGCUUCCAGCGUUUCGGUGACCAGCGUCUGCCAGUCAUCUCCUCCUCCAAGUAUGAGCAGCAUGUGAACUGGGCCAGAGAGCUGCUGCUGGCACAGGGGCUGGACGAGGACGUCGUUGACGAGAUGCUGCAGAAGUGUGUGCAGCCAGUGCCUGAGGUGGGGGUUGAGGAGGAGGAGGAAGAGGGGGAGGGACAGGAGGGGGUCACGUGCAGCGAGGACAGGAGUGCCAGUACCGGGCCGCUGCCACCAUGUGGUCUGUCUGAUGGCGAGCGGCCCAAGCCGAGGCGCCAGGGAGAUCCUCGGUACGACCCCCUCGCCGAGCUCCACGAGCGGAUGGACCGGGAGACGGUAGACGGCACGCAUUUCUCCCGGCACGAUGGACGGGUGGAGCAGGAGGACCGACGGUGUCCCCUUCCAUCUGCGGGGUGCCAGUACGUCCUGGUGGAGGAAGAGGCAGAGAGACACGAACAGGCAGCUCUCGAAACCAACGGACACCGCAGCGUAAAUAUCAGCGGAGUCCGACUGGUGUGCAGGAUCAACCCGUUCCAGGUGAUCGAGUAUCUUCAGCUGAGCCCGGAGGAGGCUUUCUUCCUGGUUUACGCUCUGGGAUGUUUAUCUAUUUACUACAAUGAGGAGCCGCUGACAAUCGCUAACCUGUGGGAGAUGUUCUGCUCGGCACAGCCCAACUUCGACACGACGUACGCCGCGUACCACUACUUCCGCAGCAAAGGCUGGGUGCCCAAGACGGGCGUGAAGUACGGAACGGACUUCUGUGAGUCUCCGAGGAAACGCAUAUGUCCACCGCUCUGUCUGCUUUCUGGAAACACGAGAAGUGCUGUACCGGAAAGGACCUCCCUUUUACCACGCAAGCUACUCGGUGGUGGUGGAGAAGGUGGACGGCUCAUUCCGAGGAGCGACCCUGCGCCCGUUCACCUGGCGCUCCCUUGCUGCCCUCAACAGGAUCACUGGCAAUGUGUCCAAAGAGCUCAUGCUUUGUUACGUGAUCAGCCCUCCGGACCUGAGCGCCGAGGAGCGCCGUUCACCCGAGUGCAUGAAGAGGCUCAAAGUCCAGGAGAUCAUCGUGAGCAGAUGGGUGUCCUCCAGGGAGCGCACAGAACAGGAGGAAAUAUGAUGCAACAUAUUUAAGAGCACAUCUGCAUUUCACAAAUGUAUUGUUUUAUUUUUGGUUUGACUGCUCCAAUACAUGCAAACAUCCUUCAGAAUGUGAAUGGGACAUUUAUGUAAUUUAAUUUAAGUCUACGAAUAAAACACUCGAA
Molecule: messenger RNA, 1791 nt
Organism: Scleropages formosus (Asian bonytongue)
Lineage: Eukaryota; Metazoa; Chordata; Actinopteri; Osteoglossiformes; Osteoglossidae
Gene: tsen2
Product: TSEN2 tRNA splicing endonuclease subunit
Exons: 11
Coding region: 269-1660 (463 amino acids)
Biological process (GO): tRNA splicing, via endonucleolytic cleavage and ligation; tRNA-type intron splice site recognition and cleavage
Cellular component (GO): cytoplasm; tRNA-intron endonuclease complex
Molecular function (GO): tRNA-intron lyase activity; nucleic acid binding
Source: RefSeq, a predicted model, not a curated record